AUGGUGCGCCAAGCCGUGUCGUUCCUCCUGUCGAGGACGUUCAACGAGCGCUUCGCCUAUGCCUUUGUCGCCGUGGCCCUCAUCGCCUCCAAGGUCAUUCACAUUGUCGCCCACGAGCGCGGUCUCCCGCGGCGGCACCUCGCACUCUGGGCCUUUUCCUUUGUGACGCAGGACCUCGUCCUGCUGCUCCUCGUCCGCUACGCCCUCGAUCGAUCCAACCACAGCGGCCACAGCCACAACAGCAGAAAGAAGAAGGGCAGUAGUAAUGGGCACCGCGUCGUCCUCAGGCUGGGCACACUGGCCGUCAUGGUCUACUCCGCCGUCGUGUCUGUUGUCAACGUUGCCUUUUUCGCCUACACACGGUCCGAGGUGCACUGGCGCAACGCCGCCUUUGCCUCCGACUCGUCGUCGCGCAGCGUCCUAAUGUCCGGCCUCGUCGUCUUUCUCUCCAUCUUCUUCGCCGUCUUCUUCCUCGCGGCCGUGCUGCAGAGCAUCAUCUUUCCGUUUGCGCAGGGCGGCGUCGACAUUGCCCAGUGGCCAUGGCACUUCAUUAAAGAGCAGCGCAGCAACGGUCAACGAUACAGCCAGCUUCCGCGCACCUCGUCGCCCGCCGAGCUGUCGUUGGAAAAGGGACACUACCCAUGGCACCACGACUCGGCGUCGCAAUGGAGAAUCCACUGGGCGCCGCGUGCGCUCUGGACCGUCGCCAUUCUGAGUGAGGUUUUGGCGCUUCUCGUGCGGCCUUCCAUGGGCUCGCUGACGUAUAUAUCGUGGACGACACCGCUGCUCCCGUUUGUCGACUUCAAGGAGUCAGCCUCUAUCCUGCAGGCCCUGCAGCCAGUGUAUCGCGCCGAUAUAAACGCGCUGUACGACAACAAGACUGCGCUUGACCACCCGGUCCCUUUCGACUGGCUCCCGCGCGAUACAGUCUUGCCCGGUUUCGAAGACUGGUAUCAGACGGAUGGUCAACACUAUAAUGCGGCCGCUGAUCCGCUCAGGAUAUCCAACUUGGAGGAAGACGUUCUAUCAGACCUGAAACAUGCGCUUUCGAAAGUUUCCAUCAAGCACAUCAUGGUUGUUGUGCUCGAGAGCACGAGAAAGGACGUGUUUCCGAUCAAGAAGGAGGGCCUAAUCUGGAACCGAUUCACCGAGACAUACGGAACCCAUAAGCAACUACCCGACGCUGCGGCGAAUCGACUCGAGACGUUGACACAGACCGCGAAGCAUCUCACCGGCGACUUUCAGGACGGCUUCUCCUCCGCCGCCGGCCAGCAGAAAAAGGGCCGUGGAGGCAUCAACUUCAACGAUGCGUUUUCCUCGGCCACAUAUACCCUCAAGAGCAUGGUCGGAAUCAUGUGCGGCGUGUGGCCCCUCGUCGCCGACCUCAACCAGGAAUACCUGCACCACAUCUACCAGCCGUGUCUCCCGCAGAUUCUCGAGGCCCUCACGCACAUCGACAACGAGACAAACGCCGCCACCGCACAAGACGCUGGCUCCAAGCGCUCCAAGUGGCGGUCGCACUUUCUCCAGUCCAUCACCCUCGGGUUCGAUCACUCGGACCUCGGCACCGCGCAGUUUGGCUUCCCGCGCGAAAACAUCAUCGACUCGCGGUACCUGCGCUCCGAAGCCGCCAAGUUUGGCGCCGUGCAGCUGCCCGACAUCAACUACUUUGGCUUCGAGGAGCCGCCGCUGCUCGACUACAUGCGCGACGCCUUCUCCUCGGCUAGGCGGGACAACGAGCGGCUGCUCCUCACGCACGUCACCAGUACGACGCACCACCCGUACAAGAUGCCCGCCAACGAGACGGUAGUGCCGCUCGGCCGCGGGAGCCGCCUGCAGCAAAUGUCCGACUACGUCAACAGCGUCGGCUACGACGACCGGUGGCUCGGCCAGAUCCUGCAGCUGCUCGACGAGGAGCAGGUCGCCGACGAGACGCUCGUCGUCUUUGUCGGCGACCACGGCAUAUCGCUGCCGGAAAACGACAAGCCCGCGUCGUACUACAACCCCAACACGGGCUGCAACCACGUGCCGCUCGUCUUUUCCCACCCGCAGCUCCCCGUCAUGGACGUCUCGGGCUCCGUGAGCACCAUGGAGAUUCUGCCCACCAUCCUCGACCUCCUCCGCGAGACAGACUCCCUCACGACUGCCGCCAGUGCGGCCGCGGGCGAUCUGCUCGCCAACUACGAGGGGCAGUCGCUGAUCCGGACCCUGCGCAACUCUACCGCCGUUCAGCGCCCAAGAGGGUCGGCCAAGAGCCCGGCGAGCGUGGAGGAUGACAUCAUGAGCAACUGGCAGUUCAUUGUCAUGAACCCCGGCCGCGCCAUGAUUGGCAUCCGCGACAAGCGCAGGAGCCACCUCACGCUGGUCGUGCCCGUCAUCAAGAAUGUGUUUUGGCGGUUCAACGAUCUGACGCGCGAUCCGAGGGACGUGAACCCCAUCGAGGCAUUCAGCUUUACGACAUUCUUGCAAGAAAUCGAAAACAAGUAUAGCAAAGUAGAAGCAGAGUGGGUUGAAGAAGCAGCAUUCGUCGUGCGGUGGUUUGUAGACGAAAACAACAAGAGAUGGCGGUAUGGAGAGUAUGCGCUGCCAAGCAACGCCAAGGACUCAUAA
Akanthomyces muscarius is the source of this 2610-nucleotide messenger RNA. RefSeq lists its product as uncharacterized. Lineage: Eukaryota; Fungi; Ascomycota; Sordariomycetes; Hypocreales; Cordycipitaceae. The transcript has a single exon. The record is from RefSeq and is a predicted model, not a curated record. Bases 1 to 2610 code for a protein of 869 amino acids.